Messenger RNA from Rasamsonia emersonii CBS 393.64, 1032 nucleotides. RefSeq lists its product as uncharacterized. Bases 1 to 1032 code for a protein of 343 amino acids. The record is from RefSeq and is a predicted model, not a curated record. The transcript has 4 exons. Lineage: Eukaryota; Fungi; Ascomycota; Eurotiomycetes; Eurotiales; Trichocomaceae.
AUGACACGUCACUCUUGGAAGAUUAGAAGAAGUUGGUCGUCAUCUGGAGCAUUGAGAUUACAGUUCAGAACGGUAAAUAUUUCGACAAGUGGUCUAUCGCCCUUUUCGAUUUCCAGAAUGUUGGCACAGAAGCCACGACGUCGACACCGCUUUCGAAUCCACUGGCAUAGACGAGGUGAUCAGGGAGAUAGUCAUGGGGCUCCGCAGACAACAAUCCCUAGAAACAAGACAGAUGAUGCGACGGCAUGGACAGGUAAUAUUGGCUUUGAGUCGUUUUUUGAGAAUAGAUCUGGGGAUGAGAGACUGUCCAAAGCGCAACAACGGUUGCGUGAUGCAACCUUGGAACUCAAGGAUGCCCUUCAGGACUACGCAAAACAGCACCCGGACAGAUCACAUGAAAUUUCAGUCAUUGAUAACAAGGAUUUGGCAACAGCUAUGGAGGAGGCUGGAAAGAAACCACAGCCUGAAGAAACGUUCGGACGACUGAUAGAACAGGUAGUGGAGAGCCGUGUUCAGAGAAGACAAAGGAGGUCUGGCAAACUGGCUUCUUGCAUGACCAGGGUAUACCCUAUCGCGACUCUUGUAUUAGGACUCGUCUCGUUCAGCGCGGAUGCAGCAGGUUUUAUACCAUUGAAGUUCGCCGUCAAUGGUCUGAACAUAGUUCUCUCCAAUGCUGUGGACACGCAUAAUCGAGCAGACGACAUUGUCAAAGAAUUAGAGGUGAUCAACAAUUACGGACCAUAUCUGAGAAAGCUGCGUGAGCUGGACGCUAGCCAUCACGUCUUGGUGCAAGCAACGGACCUGCUCACCGCGAUGACAAGGUUCUUGCGAACGAGUAUUUCGUAUCUCGAGUCGCACUAUUUGCAGAGAGUAAUUGCUGACACAAUUGGGCAGAAAAUGGCGGAGAGCCGACAGGCCCUAGUGGAUGCCCGGAACCAGCUAGACCAAGCGAUGAUCAACGAGAUGGGGACGACCUUGCUCAAACGGAGAGGAGAAGAACAAAUUGACACUCGCGUUCAUAUCGAAGCUUAA